AUGGCGGAAGCUCUCCUUCUCUCCGCUCUCCGCCCUCAGGCCGCAUUGGCAGGGGAAAAAAAAGAUACACAUCUAUCUUCUACACUAUCUUCCACAUCCAGACCGACAUGCUUUACUUCCGUAUAUACACUCUUCGUACAUAAUACAGGCCAUUCAUUGACUAUGUCUGCUGCUCUUCGGGCGCAGCGCCUGAAGCUUCGGGCGUUGUUGCAGCAGCGUUACCCGAUAGCCAAGACGCUCGACAAGAUACCCAGAGGGAAAAUGAAACUGAAUUCACAGUAUGAUAUCCUUGACAAUGAACUAUGGGACAACAUUUUCCAGCGUCUGUCGCCCUACUUCCCCCGGGACUCUCCUAUCGACAUCCUUGACCUUUGGCCGGGCUCUGGUGUCGCAUCUUCCAGAGCCAACGCGUUUUUCAACCCUCGUCGCCAUGUACUUGUCUCUCCGAGUGAGCAUUUUGACAUAGUUCACAAACCAAUUGCUGAAAGCAAGCCUGGCUAUAAACUCGUCCACGAUUCCAUCAACGGAAGGCAGGAUUGGCAAGAGUUCCUAGAGGCCCAUUUCCCCGAACAAGUUCCUCCUUCCACAGAGCAGAAGCCGGGCAAAAUAUUGAAAAACAGCACAUUACUCGUUCUAGCCAAUGUGCCCAUUUCCCCAUCAAAUUGGAGCCAUUUAACUCCGGCCCGUUGGGUUCAAAGGUUUUGGGAGACUUGUCUAACACAGACGGAGUUGAAUAUUUAUGGAACUGUUCGAGUCAUUGCCACAAUGCCCUACAAUGAGAUCACAACCGUAAUACCGCGGUGUGCCCUGGAACGCAAACGGGUCGCUGCACUUACGGAAGCUUUGAGUCUGCAUGCCUUCGAGGUCGCAAGCUCACACGACCCGGACUGGCACCACGGGUGGCGUGGAUGGGAAUUCAUCCAAACCAACAGGAUGCAAGUGGCUGAAAGAGCUGCCGCACACAACAUUGUCACUCCACCGAACCGGGAGAUACCACCGCUGGAAAAAACCCCAGAAUUUCCGGAUCGCAAGUCGAAGGGUAUCCCAUACACCCCUCGGGUGUAUUCACCCAACCAGAAGAAAUUGAUGGAAUUUGCAGAUGACACACCUAGUGUAAACGCCAAGGACAGCAAGGACCCCGCAAUGGUGGCAGCGAGCCGCAAAAGAAAUGCUGCCAGGGCGAAAGCAGUUCAAUUGGACAAAAAGGCAUACUUAACCCACAGCCUCGCCCAGCAGCUACUGGAAAUUGACGAAAAAGGCCGUCAGCUUGCGCGUGCGGCUGCGGAUCCUACCGAAUCUUGCGAAUCUCUGAAGGCAUUGGACGAUGAGAUUGAGUCGAUCACAUCGAAAUAUAAUGACGAAGUUUCCAGAAUACAUUGGCAAAGCCGAAUCAAUGUGUCUCACAUUGUUGACGACGAUCGCAUGCUCUACACCUCUCGCAACAACAUAAGCUCCCAGUUUUUAUGGGAACGCCGACCGUUUGAACCGCUACACAUUCGCUCCGAUGAAGUCUGGCCCGUCGGAAACCCGGUUGGAGUGGUGUACUUUGAGGCAAACGAUUCCCCUCCCAUGCUACAGAAACUCAACCAUUCAUCAGUUUCUCAACCGCAGGCUGUGCUUGAGCGGUUUGAGGUAUUGACCUCUAUUCUCGCCAACCGCGGUGAAAUGACUAUUGAAACUCUCAACAACCAACUUUUCUCACAUUGGUCAUCCAACGAGUUCAUCCAGGCUGUUCCAAGUCUCGCCCUCUUUGCCGGCAAACGGCUCAAACCCGGUUCUGGACCUCUGCCUCUCAGUGAUCCCACUUUGGAUCCCACAACCAGCUAUCAGGGCAACCUGGAAUACGACCUGAGUCAAAUUCGGAUAAUGACUAUCUCGGCUGAGAGUCUUCUGGACGUUGCCAUUGAAUACGAGAAGCUUGAAGCAAAGGUUCCGAUCAGUGAGUUCAAGCGACUCGUCGGUGGGACCUCGACUACACGCGAGCUCGUUUCGUCGAUUAGCUUUACCGCCAAGCGUUGA
Molecule: messenger RNA, 2019 nt
Organism: Penicillium salamii
Lineage: Eukaryota; Fungi; Ascomycota; Eurotiomycetes; Eurotiales; Aspergillaceae
Source: the annotation of a GenBank genome assembly